Molecule: messenger RNA, 1156 nt
Organism: Oncorhynchus tshawytscha (Chinook salmon)
Lineage: Eukaryota; Metazoa; Chordata; Actinopteri; Salmoniformes; Salmonidae
Gene: lypc
Product: ly6 domain containing, pigment cell
Exons: 3
Coding region: 666-1043 (125 amino acids)
Source: RefSeq, a predicted model, not a curated record
CAUAAGACUGCAAGUCACUUGACAGUCCUCCCUCUAAACUUCAUGUGUUUCAUUAAGAAAUAAGGGAUGAUUCAAUAAGCCUCUUCUUUAUUGAGUAGUUACAGAAUCACUGUAUAAAGGCCCUCUAUACACGGCAAAGCAGUACUGUAGAUACCAGCAAUAUAUUUGUGUAUCUUCCUUGCAAUACACACUAUUUAACUGAAUACUCAAAUAGUUUGUUUCUAUUUGAGUGUUUAUGCAGACUCCAGUGCAAACCUUACAAUCAGCCGUGGCGGAGGAGUGACUUCAGUCUUAUCACUGGGUGGAUAAUGUCCUAAUUGAAUCAGAUGUGUUGGGGUGGGGAGAUGUUUGGAGAUAUUUAAGGUAGUAUCAAGGAAAAACGAGAGGCUAUCUUCAGAUCUGUGCAGACGAUGCAUGAAGAGAGGGAAGACUAAAAGCACUGGCAUAAUACCAUAAGGUUGUACCGACGCAUCCCCAGAAAGGACGAUAUCAACACAUUUUACUGGAUAAGAGAAGGUUGCAACAAGUAAUUGUGUUUUAGAUGAUCAUUUAUCUAGACUAACUAGAUAACGAGAAGACAGAAAGGUCGUGAGGAGCUGGGAAAGCAGUCAAAUCAAAGGGAAAACGGGAUAUUGUCUGUUUGGAGAGAGACAAAAAAACAAGUGAUGUCGCAGCUUCUAUGCCAUCUGCUUUUACUGUGUCUGGUACCAUCUGUGGUUCCUCUGUUUUGCUUCACCUGUGUCUUCCCUGCCAUUUCCCCACUGGACUGUAUCAAGUUCCCUCAGAAGUGUCCUCCAGGUCAGCAAUGUCUGUCCAGCAAAGCUGUGGGGAAGCGCGGAGAGUUCAGUGUGACACUGUAUGAGAAGAGCUGUGUCCUCUCCGCCCUGUGUGGCCUGACUGGUGAGAAGUACGCCAUGGGCCUCAACUUCACCUUUACCAAUGACUGCUGUUCCACCCACCUGUGUAAUGGAGCUGCAGCCCCCUCUGCCCUCUACUGGACUGGCUCUGCUCUCUCUCUCCUCUCAUUCACUCUCUCACUGUGAUUUACCCACCUUUAAAGAUAACGCUACUGUUGCUAAAUUCAUAAGAAAAACAUGACCACAUUCAGAUGCCUAGCAUUGGUCGAAACCUUUCAGAUAUAAAUCUGAUGAACAGA